AUGGAUUCCAAUAUAGAUUGGAUGGCGAUUGAUAUAUCAAUGUUUUAAUUUUGGGAUAAAUUAGGAGUAGGAUUUUGGUUUAAUUAUUUACCAAAUUCUGAUUCCUUGAGUAUGAAUUUAGUUGUCAUAUUUAGCAUCAUAAUCUUUUAAUACAAAAUAAGUAAAUUACCUAUUAUACAUUGUGGAAAACAGUGAAUCUACUGAAUAUUCGAUUAUAUUUUAUUUAGAUAUAGAUGCAGAUUAAUAAAAAAUUAAAUUAAAAGGAGUAAUUUAAUAUGAAUCACAAUCUUAAGUUUUUGAUUGUCCAUUAGAUACUUAGAAUUUUGAAGGUGAUUGGCAUCUAUUAUACUAUUUUGAUGAUAAAGAAACCAACUAAAUAAACAUUUAUGUUUUAAAUUAUAGAACAAGAGUAACAUUUUCUUAAUAAUAAAUUGGAUCAAUAUAAUAUGGGUAAAGGAUAUUUUAAAGAAAUUUUGGAACUUUUUAGAUUUUUUAAGGGUCUGAAUUAGUAAGAUUUAGAUAUUUUCCUGGAAAGUUGGGAUAUAUAUUUGUCACAUUUUUUUAUAAUAUAUUCACGAAUAUUGACUAAUUUUUAAUUGAUUGUCCAAUAUCUUAUUCAUGCCAACCAGGUUAUUUUCCCCUAGUUGGUUAUAAUUAAGAAUUAAAAAAGAAUAAGAUUAUAUAAGGAACAAUAUAAAAUUCGAUUAAAAAAAUAGGAUAUGUUAUAUAAGGAUGGGUAAAGUUAAAUAAAAUUGAGUCAAUCUAAUAGUUGGACACCGUACUAUUAAGAAUAACAACUCGUUAUCAAUAUUUUAAUGAGAAAUAGUAUGGAGAUCGAUUAAUAUAUAUAGUAUAUCAUUAAAACAUCAUUUAAGAUGAGAAUGGACUUACAGUAUCUAUAAAUAGUUAUAAAUUCCCAAUAAUAGAGGAGACUUAUUAAAAUGAUGAUUUAGAUAAAAUAACUAUAAUUGGAAAACAAUAUAGUGAAGCAAUAAUAUAAUGGCAUUAUUUUUAGUAUGAAAUUGGAACAAAAAAUAAUGAAGGAUAACCAUUGUUUACAAUAUAUUUUGCAUUUUUAAAUUUGAAAUAACAAUGGAAAUGGAAUAAAUAAAUUAAUCAAUUUACAAAUAGCAAAUUUAAUUUAUUUAUAGGUGGUGAUGAUUUUGUUUCUAAUUUAUUUUCUGGAUUUUUAAGUGACUGGUCUUUCUCUAAAUAUUGUGAUCCAGUAGAUGUAUAAUUUAAAAUAAAAUGUCAUUUUUCUUGUAAAACAUGUGAUGGUAUUUCACCUUAAAAUUGCUUAAGUUGUAACAGUGAAAGUCAUAGAUUGUAUUCAAAAGAAUAAAAAAGAUGUCAAUGUGCUUAUGGUUACAUAGAAAUAAAAGACAAUGAGAAUUGUUUAAGUAUAUAAAUUUGAGAUUAUAAAGCAAUGGAAGAAAUAAUGGGAAAUAUGGUAGUCGAUGAAUUUGAGAGAAAAUGUGAUAAAGUUGGAUAUUUUACUUGUGAUGAAGAUAAUAUUUAAUGCGAUUAUGGUUAUUUUUAAAUUGGUAAUGAAUGUCUCAUGUGUCCAAGGAUGAAUUAAGAGUUAUUAGAUGAAAUUAUUGAAUGUGGAGAUUGCAUACUUAAUCCUGAAAAAUUUUCAUCUACUUUAGUAUGUGUUUAUGAUUUAAAGGUUUUGGAUGAAUAAAGAAAAUUUGCUUAUAAAUAAGUUAUAAGAGGAUCUUAAUAUGAAGAAGUAUUUAAAAUAGUUAAAGAUGAAUUUGGGAAUAAUUAACUUAAACUUUUUGAAGGGGAAUUCCUUUAUGGGUGUAAAUAUGGUUAUUACAAAGAUUUUGAUGGAAAAUGUAAAAAAUGCUUAGAAGGUUGUGAAUUGUGUAUAAUGGGUUCGAGUUGCAGAUAUUGUUUUAUUGGUUAUACAUUAAGAAAAGAUGGUUAUUGUGAGAAAUGCUAAACAUGUCAUAAUUGUAUGCUUGAAGAUAAUAAAGAAGUUUGUUUAUAUGAAGAUGAUUGUUUAAGUAAUUAAUAUUGGUCAAAUAAAUAAUGUUAUGAUUGUGGUUAAUAUUGUGGAAAAUGCCUUUAAUCAAAAUGUCUAUAUUGUAUAAAUAAUUAAGAUUACUUUAUUACAUUUGAUAAAUUAAAUUGUGCCAUUUGUAAUAUAAAAAAUUGUUAAUAUUGUUUUUAAUAUUAUUAAUCAGAUGGUUAAUAUUAUACAACAUUAGAUUAUAAUCCAUUUAUGGAAAAUAUUCAAUAAGAAUUUAUUAAAAUUGGAUGUGCAUAAUGUAAUUAUAAUAUGUUUUUUAAUUUUUAUACUAAUACAUGUGAAUAAAGACCUAUUGAUUAAAUUGAAUGUUCUUUUGGUAUUAUAACUCAAGAUUCUGAUAUAGCCAUAUGCAUUAAAAGUCUAUAUCCUUUAAAAGGAAUACAAUAAACACAAUGCAAUUCUUUAUCAUUUUGUGAAUAAUGUAUUCUUAAUUAUAUAAAUGCUGAUGGCUUUUGUAUUUAAUGUAGUGAUGGAUAUUAUUCUUCAAUUACUACUGGAUAAUGUAAAUAAUGUCCUCUCACUUGUAAGACUUGUUAAUAAUAGAAUACCAAUCAUUAAGAUUUUUGGAAAUGGGAUAUUAAAGCAUUUUAUAAUUACUUUGUAAAUUAAAAUGGUGAUCAUUUUUUUGAAUAAUAUGGUUUAAAUUUUGAAACAAAAGAUUUUGAAAUUGUUUGUACAAGUUGUUUUUCUGAUAGUUUUUUAUAUAAGAAUGGAUGUUUUAAUAAUUGUGGAUAAGAUUGUAAUAAUUGUUAAAUACUUUCUAAUUUCAAUUCCUAAUAUUCUCAAUGUUUUUAAUGCAAUAAUGCUUUAUAUAAUCAAUAGAAAAGUAUUAAUUAAAAUGAUUUAACAAUUUGUCAAGAAUGUGUUGUAUUUUGUAAAGCUUGUCAAACAAGAAAUCUAUCAUAAAUAAAUUAAUUAAAUCCUUUUAUAACUAGUUCUUCAAAAUACACUCAUUAAUGUUAUAGUUUUGAUCAGCAAUUGCAAUAAUCUGAUUAAGAUCUGAAAUAUAAUAUCUAAUAUAAGAAUUAUAUUAAUUUUCAUCCUUACUUUAAAACACCUUAUAAAUGUUAAAAGUAUGACAAAUGCAUCAAAAUAUUGACUUUUAAUUAAUUAGUUUAUUGUGAUUAAAGUUAUUAUUAUUUUGACUACUUUAAAGAUUAACGCCCUAAUUUUAGGAAUUAAUAUAAAACAUAUUACUAAUUUACUGUUUUUGAUAUUAUAUUAGAUGAUUAUCUCUAUAAUUUCAUUAAUGAAUAAUCAAUUGUAGAAAUCAAUUAUAUUAAUUUAAUAAAAACACACCCAAAAUAUACUGGAAGUUGCUAUUAAUGGGAAGCAUAACCUGUCAAAAUUAAAAAUCCUUUUUCUUCUUAAAUAUUUACAAUUAAAACAGCUAGAAUUAAACUAAUAGGUGAAUAAUUAAUUAAUUUACUUACUUAAUCAAGUUAUAGUAUUAUAGAUUUUGAUUAUAUUCAUUUUUAAAAUGUUGGAUUAUUAGCAACAUCAACUUUAAGUCAUCCUGGUACAAAUUAAUAUAAGAUUAAUUGUAAAUUUAAUAUUAUUAAUUCACAUAAUCCAAUUACUUUUAAAUUAAGUGAUUCAUAAAUAUUAAGUAAAAAUAAUUAAGGAUUAACUUCAUUAUCAAUAAUGAGCAAUAAUUCUCUAAAUAUUUUAUUUGAUAAUAUUACAUUCCUAGAUUUAAAUUUGACAGAUUCUAAAUUAUUAGAUUUUCAAACUUAAUAAAGUACAAAAAAUUCAGUAUUUAAUGCUCAUAAUUUAGUAUUCAUUAAUUCUAAUUUCACUUAAUCAAGUAUCUUUUAUUUUGAAUCACUUAUUUUCACUCCUAAUUAUAAAAUAUCUAUUACAAAUAUUUAUGCUUCUAACCUUACUUUUAGAGCAGGAUCCUAAUUUAUUAAUACAUCAUUCUAGAUGCAAUAUAAUAUAGGAUAGAUUUUACUAGAAAAUUUAUAUUUCCAAAAUAUAACAUUGAUGAAUUCAUCUUAAAUUAUGAAUCUUAUGGGUGUUGGUAAGUGUUCCAUUAAAAAUUUCACUUUAAAAAAUAUCAUUUUCUUAGAUGAUUCAUCAUUCUUAUUAUCAAAUAUAAUUCAUAUUGAAGACUUUUUAGCUAUUGAUAUAAUUAUAUAUUCUGGCUAUUUAAUAACAAAUAAAGGUACUUCUUCAAAAACAACUGAAUCAUUAAGAAAUGCUGAAUCUAUUAGGAUAAAAAAUGCUAGCUUUAUUGAUAACAUUUAUUAUAAUUCUUAAUGUUUUAUUACUAUAUUUUAGAAUGAACUUUUAAAUAAUUCACUUAAUAUUGAUGGUUUAAUCUUAAGAAACAAUAGAUAUUAUAAUAUUUUAAAAGGAUCUAAUUAAAUUAAAUCUUUGAUUAAUGAUGAAUCCUUAAUCUACUUAGAAUGUUAAGUAUGUAUCCUUAAUAAUGUAGAAAUAUUUAGAGGUUUAGGGUAUCCAGAAAUUGCUAUUUUUAGAAGUAAAUCUUUAAAAUUUUCAAAUAUUUUAAUUUAAUAAAGCCCAUAAUUUAUUACAAAGACUUUACAUUCGUCUUAUAAAUGCAUUGAACAAUUCUUAUAUUUAGAUAUAUAUUAUGCAUUCUACCUAAAUUCUUUCAAUCAAGUUGAAAUGGAUAAUGUAAUUAUAUUUUAAUCUGUAAUUUUUGAUAAUCCAUUUUUCUUGUUUGCUAGCUAAAAUUAAUUAGAUGAAUAGGUAGAAAAUAGUUUUAUAAUAAAAAAUUCAAGAUUUUUUAAUAAUAUAUUGAUAAUAACUUAAUAAAAUAAAUUUACUUCAAUAAUAGCCAUAAAAACAGAGCAAUUAAUUAAUAUCAGUAUAGUAAAUACAAAUUUUACAUAGAACUAUUUGAAUGAAUAUUUCCAAGAUUAUUAAUUAUUUUCAUCCUCAACUUUAGUUAUUUAUGCCCAAUCAGGAAAUGUAUUAAUAUCAAAUUGCUUUUUUGAUCAAAAUAUAAUUUCUAAUUCUACUGAUUCAAAUUUAUUCAUUAAAACUAAUAAUCUUAGUAUUAAAAAUAGUUUCUUUACUAAAUAAAAUUAAAUAAAUCCCAAUGUUUUCCAGAAAUACUUAUUUGUCUCAAAAAUAGACACUGAUGUCUCUACUAAUAUUAUACUUAAUUUUUAAGUAUUAUCAUCUGGUGGAAAUGCCUACCUUUUAAUAAAUUCUAUGAUUCUAGAGUAAAUUGAAGUUGAAUAAUCUUUGGCCUAAAAUGGAGGAGCCUUUUAUAUUAUCACAUCUUAAGAAGGUUCAAUAGAAAUAAGUAAUUCAAAAUUUGUAAAUACUUCGACUACAAUUAAUGGAUAUUAGAUAUCUGUAGGUGGGUGCCUUUAUAUUGAUUCUUCAAAAAGUCGUUUCAAACUUUAUAUUCAUAAUUCAAUAUUUUAAUUUACAUCCUCAAGAACCUAAGCUGGACUGUUGUACAUAGAACCUUCAUUUCUUAAAAAUGAAAUUAAUUUAGAUUACUUAACAAUAUAAGAAUCCUUCUCAAUUUAAAAUUCUAUUCUUACUUUUUCUCCUAGUAGAUAAAGCUCUGUAUAUUCAAACUUUUAAAUUAAAAACUCUUUAUUGAUAAAUAGUGAAAAUGGAUUCAAUUAUUAUAUAUCCUAACUAUAAGAUAUUUCUUCAUAAGAUGUUAAGCCAUUUUAAAGAGAAAAUCCCACUAUAUAUGUUCAAUAUUGUAAUUUUACAAUGCUCAAUUGUUCAUUUAUGUAAUUUCAUAUUGCUAGCAUUUUGGAGAUAUAUAAUGGAUACAUUAUAAACUUGAAUAAUAUAUAAAUUUCAAAUAGUACUUAUUUUUUAUCUCCAGUUAUAAGAAUUUCAUUAAGAGAAGGUAUUAUUUAAAUGUAUAUAUUUUAUAGGUUUUAUAGGUAGGAUUUUACUUUAAGAUUUCACAUUGUAAUAAUUAUCAUAAAUUCAAACACAAUUUGAAGAUUGUCAAGAAGAGGAAAUAAUCGCAAUAAAAGAUUUAUUAUGUUUUGAUGAUAUUUCUGAUAUUGUUUAAAAUCCUUAAAUAGAAUUAAAUAAAAUCAAUUAUACUAAUUAACUAAUCUGCAAUAAAAAAUAGAUUUUUAAAGAAAACAAUUAUAACUUAAGUUUAUUUGAGAUAAAAAACAUAGAUGACUAUCAAGAAUUAAUUAUAGAGAAUUUAUUAAUUUCAAAUAUUGUUUGUUUUAAAUGUUAUUUUGGAGUAUUCAACGUAAUGGAUGUACAUGCUAAUUCAAUUAAUUUAAGAAUGAAGAAUAUAAGUCUAAUAAAUAAUACAUGCGGUGUUAUUGGUUGUUUAUCAUUGUUGCAAAAUUCUAAUUUUAUAUUUAAUGAGAAUUAAUAAAAUCGAAUUCUAUAAAAUUCAGUUGAAAAAAUUAAAAAUAUUUAAAAUAAAUAGCUCUAAUUAAAGAUUAGCAAUAGUCAAUUUAUAAAUAAUAUAGCUGAUUAUGGGGGAGCAUGCUUUUUUAUAGAUUUGAAUAUGUUAAUUGAAUAAUGCUUAUUCAAUAAUAAUUAAGCUAGAGAGAUAGGAGGGGCUAUCUAUUAUUACUCAGAAUAAUAAAAUCAUAUAUUAAUUUUAGAUAGUUAACUUAUAUAGAAUAAAGCAUAAAUAGGAGGUGGAUUAUAUCAAAAUGGAGAGACAAUCUAAGAACUUAUAAAAGGAAAUGUGUACAUAAAUGAAAAUACUGGUAAAAAAUAUGCAGANUAUAAGAAUCCUUCUCAAUUUAAAAUUCUAUUCUUACUUUUUCUCCUAGUAGAUAAAGCUCUGUAUAUUCAAACUUUUAAAUUAAAAACUCUUUAUUGAUAAAUAGUGAAAAUGGAUUCAAUUAUUAUAUAUCCUAACUAUAAGAUAUUUCUUCAUAAGAUGUUAAGCCAUUUUAAAGAGAAAAUCCCACUAUAUAUGUUCAAUAUUGUAAUUUUACAAUGCUCAAUUGUUCAUUUAUGUAAUUUCAUAUUGCUAGCAUUUUGGAGAUAUAUAAUGGAUACAUUAUAAACUUGAAUAAUAUAUAAAUUUCAAAUAGUACUUAUUUUUUAUCUCCAGUUAUAAGAAUUUCAUUAAGAGAAGGUAUUAUUUAAAUGUAUAUAUUUUAUAGGUUUUAUAGGUAGGAUUUUACUUUAAGAUUUCACAUUGUAAUAAUUAUCAUAAAUUCAAACACAAUUUGAAGAUUGUCAAGAAGAGGAAAUAAUCGCAAUAAAAGAUUUAUUAUGUUUUGAUGAUAUUUCUGAUAUUGUUUAAAAUCCUUAAAUAGAAUUAAAUAAAAUCAAUUAUACUAAUUAACUAAUCUGCAAUAAAAAAUAGAUUUUUAAAGAAAACAAUUAUAACUUAAGUUUAUUUGAGAUAAAAAACAUAGAUGACUAUCAAGAAUUAAUUAUAGAGAAUUUAUUAAUUUCAAAUAUUGUUUGUUUUAAAUGUUAUUUUGGAGUAUUCAACGUAAUGGAUGUACAUGCUAAUUCAAUUAAUUUAAGAAUGAAGAAUAUAAGUCUAAUAAAUAAUACAUGCGGUGUUAUUGGUUGUUUAUCAUUGUUGCAAAAUUCUAAUUUUAUAUUUAAUGAGAAUUAAUAAAAUCGAAUUCUAUAAAAUUCAGUUGAAAAAAUUAAAAAUAUUUAAAAUAAAUAGCUCUAAUUAAAGAUUAGCAAUAGUCAAUUUAUAAAUAAUAUAGCUGAUUAUGGGGGAGCAUGCUUUUUUAUAGAUUUGAAUAUGUUAAUUGAAUAAUGCUUAUUCAAUAAUAAUUAAGCUAGAGAGAUAGGAGGGGCUAUCUAUUAUUACUCAGAAUAAUAAAAUCAUAUAUUAAUUUUAGAUAGUUAACUUAUAUAGAAUAAAGCAUAAAUAGGAGGUGGAUUAUAUCAAAAUGGAGAGACAAUCUAAGAACUUAUAAAAGGAAAUGUGUACAUAAAUGAAAAUACUGGUAAAAAAUAUGCAGAUAAUCUUGCAUCAAUACCUAUGUAUUUACAUCUUUCAUUGGAUGGUGUAAAUUUAUUAAAAAACAAGAUAAUUUUUAAGAAUAAAACAACAUAAAUUGAUGAAGUUGAUGUCUAACCUUAUUCAUAUUUUGGUUCCUAAGAAAAAACUGAUUAAAUAUUAAUACCAUCAGGACUUAAGAUAUAUGAUUACAAACAUUUUGAUUCUUAGAGUAAUUCCUAUAUCAGCUAUAAUUUUUCCUUUCGACUUAUUCCUUUGAAUAUAUAAUUUGAAUAAAUGAAAAAUCUAAAUGGCACAAAGUGUAUUAUAAAUCCUUCAAUUGUAGAUAGAUAUAACCAAUAAUAAAAGAUCUAGAAUAUAAUGGAUAACAUUUCUAAUUAAUCCCUAUCAUAUACUAAAGUGUAUUUUAAUGAUUAAACUUAAGAUUAUAACUUAGAUAAUCUGACAUUAUAUUUUAAUCCUUUACAAGAAAAACAAUAUUCUCUUUAAUUAGCUUUUUUAUGUAAAGCAAUAAAAGUUCCUAUCUAUAAUGACUAUGCUCCUUAUGAAUUAAAUUAUACUCUAGAUAAUUAUAUAUUAUUAUUACAUUUGAGAACUUUUAAAUGCCAAUUAGGAGAAUAUUUAAACUCUACUUCUGGAGGCUGUGUUCAAUGUGAUAUAACUUAAAAUCAAUAUUCAGUUUAAUAAAAUGCCUAAGCUUGCUAAUUCAAAGAUGAAUAGAAAAUGAAAUCAAUUAAACCAGCAAUGAUUGAACUACGAUCAGGAUAUUGGAGAGCAUAUUAUUAUAGUAACAUUGUUGAACUUUGCUAUCAUUAAUAUUAAAAUUGCUAAGGUGGAUGGUUUGCUGGCAAUCCAUCCUGUGGAAUAGGACACAUAGGAGCAUUAUGUGAAUAAUGUGAUUUAUAUAAUAUUAGAGGAUAAGGUUAUUUUUCAAUAGGUUAAGCAUAUAAUUGUAGUAGUUGUUAAUAAGUGGCAAAGAAUAUUAUAAAUAUAGUUUUAGUUGUAUUAUGGACUUUAUUAUCUCUUUUCAUUUCAGUUACCAGCACAGUUUAAAUGAUUGAAGAAUUUAUCUUUUAAUUGAAACUUAAAUCAUUACGAAAUUAUAUUAUUACCUAACCAACAUCUACAUCUGUUCUAUUAAAAGUUUUUACUAACUAUCUUCAGAUUAUCAGUUCAAUAACUUCAUUUUAAUUAUCAAUUCCAUUGGGAAUAACUUUAGUAAUUAGUGGUGUUGGUAGUCCAAUAGAUUCAAUGGCAUUUUCUUUAGAUUGUUUUUUAGCUGAAUCAAAUUAAAUGAUUCCAAUUUUAUAUUUUAGAAUUAUUUUUAGUCUUUUAACAAUAGGAAUAUAUAUAUUGCUGUUUCUUACAAUUUAUAUAAUGCUUUUAUUUAUAAAGAAAAGUAAGUUUUAAAUAACAUUUAUCACUACUACAUUUAUUUACAUUUAUAUUUAUUUAUUUCCUAACAUUAUCAGUGGAUUAAUUGGAUUGUUGUCAUAUAGAAAAAUAUCAAAUGAAUUUUGGGUAUCAGGUAAUGUAUCUUAUUUAUAUGAUACAUAUUAACAUGCUAUAUGGUUAAUUAGUUUUGUUAUACCAAGCUUUUUUAUUUUAGGAUUGCUUAUACCAUUUUUAUUUUGGUUUGUUGUUUAUUACAAUAGAAAAUAGUUAAAUUCAAUGAAAGUAAGAAAGAUGUGGGGCUACUUAUAUAAUGAAUAUAAAUUAGAAACUUAUUACUGGGAAACUUUGAAGAUUUUAUAAAAAGAAUUAAUCAUUUUGGUAUUAUUAUACUAUUCUGAUUAUGUUGCUGUUAAAGCUUCUUUAGUUUUCUUAAUUCUCUAUAUUUACAGUCAUUUAAGUACUAAAUACAAACCUUAUUAAUCUGCUCUAUUAAAUAAAAUAGACUUCUUAUCUACAUCUAUUUGUUCAAUAUCUAUAGUCUUAGCAUCUUCAAUCUAUACAGCAUAAUCUUUUGACAUAAUUGAGGUUGUAUUGCCAUUUUAUACAAUCUUAGGAGUCUUAAACUUUUUAUUUAUUGCAAAUAUGUUAUAAAAAUUGAUAUAUGCUUACUUUGAUAAAAUGUAAAAAACAAUUGAUGACAUUAAAACAAUAAUAUAUCUAAAGUUUCCUCAUAUAAUCAAUAGGAAUAGGAACUUAAAGAGAAUAUUCAUAUAGAAUUCAUUAAGAAAGAAAUUGAUUAAAGAACGGUUUAAAAUGAUUAGAGAAUAUUUAAUUAAUUAAGCCUAAUAGAUAAUAUAAUUUAAAUCGUAUUUAUUUUUAUUUUCAAUUAGUUCUAUGACAAUGGAUGGAGGAAUGCCAAAAUUGACAAUGAGAAAUGAAUAAACAAUAAUUACUGAACCAUUAUCAAUUUCUAAUCGUAAUACUGGUAGGCUAUUGAGACAGAGUAAGUAUUUUUCUAAAUAGCCCAGUUAAUUUAUUUUUAAGACUAUUGUUGAAAGUAAAUUAGAAUGA
Messenger RNA from Paramecium primaurelia, 10427 nucleotides. The record is from the annotation of a GenBank genome assembly. NCBI's taxonomy places the organism in Eukaryota, Ciliophora, Oligohymenophorea, Peniculida, Parameciidae.